This is a messenger RNA of Electrophorus electricus (electric eel), 2103 nucleotides long. Lineage: Eukaryota; Metazoa; Chordata; Actinopteri; Gymnotiformes; Gymnotidae. The record is from RefSeq and is a predicted model, not a curated record.
AUGGUUGAAAGUCUACUUAACGGCAGCAGCGAAUUCUGCUGCAGUGGAGCUUACAUCAGUUUGGUGCUCCCAGGGGUGGCCUGUGCCAGAGCCCACCCAGUCAGAAGGCAGAUGAUGUACAUCACCUUUGCUCACUCUGUGGAGAACCGAGAUGGCUGCUGCUCGGAAGCCAGGUGUGACUCACAGCUGAAUGUGUGUGGUGUGGCUAAUUUGAACAACAAGAUAGUGGGAGGACAGAAUGCUACUGCAGGUUCUUGGCCUUGGCAAGUCAGCAUUCGUCUCACUGACUAUAAUUUCCAUUUCUGCGGUGGAUCCCUCAUCAACAGUGGCUGGGUUCUGACAGCGGCACACUGCUUUGCAAAUACCAAAUAUACUGCUUCUCAAGUUACUGUGUAUCUGGGUACAGAGACUCUGCAUGGAACCAACAUGAAUCAGGUGUUCAGAUCUGUCACAAGUGUGACCAUACACCCCAACUAUGAUGCAAAUACCGUGAACAAUGACCUGGCCCUGCUUCAGCUGUCUUCCACAGUGACCUUCACCCCCUACAUCACUCCUAUCUGUCUGGCUGCCUCUGGUAGCACCUUCUUCAAUGGAACCCUGUCCUGGGUCACUGGCUGGGGGAACAUCGCCACUGGGGCAAGUCUUCCAUCUCCUGGGUACCUACAGGAAGUACAAGUCCCAAUUAUUGGAAACAGGCAAUGUUUCUGCUUAUAUGGUGGAGGAAUCACAGGAAACAUGAUUUGUGCUGGAGCUUUACCAGGAAACAAAGACCCCUGUAAUGGUGAUUCUGGAGGUGCACUAGUCAUCAAACAAGGUUCUAUUUGGAUCCAGGCUGGGAUUGUGAGCUUUGGUAAAGAUCAAGGCUGUGCUCAGGCAAAUGACCCUGGUGCAUUCACCAGAGUGUCUCAGUACCAGAACUGGAUCAACCAGGUGAUCACCAGCAACCAGCCAGGCUUCGUCACGUACACGUCCAGUGGCACCAACGCAGACCUGAAUGUGUCCUGCAGUAACCUGCCUCCUGCCACCACUGUUGUGACCACAACCACCAUGACCACCGCUCCACCUGUGGUAUGUGGCAAUGCCAACCUGAAUGACCUUUCGGGAGCGGGCACUGGCUUGGCGUCUGCUGGCAUGUGGCCGUGGAUGGCAAGUGUUCAGCGUAAUGGUACCCAUGUCUGCGGAGGAACGCUGAUCGCUGCCCAGUUUGUCAUGAGCUCUGCUGACUGCUUCUCUGGCUCCACCAACGCUUCUGACUGGACGGUAAUCCUGGGCCGCCUCAUGCAGAACGGCAGCAACUCCAACGAGGUGUCCAUCAAAGUGGCAAACAUCACGUUCAGCAACACUUCACAAAACAACAUAGCAGUGCUGCAGCUGACCGUUAAACCAACGCUGUCCAACUACAUCCAGCCCAUAUGUGUGGACCAGGGCAGCAACAACUUUGCUGUGAACACUCAGUGCUGGACAGCUGGCUGGGGCUCAGGAGGAGGAGCUCAACAAACUCUUCAGCAAAUCAACACUUCUAUCGUGAGCUGUGAUAGUGCAUCUGCAUCUACCAGCAUCUGCACACCAGCCUUUCCACUAGAACAGAGUGAAAGAGGAGGACCUCUGAUGUGUAAGGUUGGGGCGUCGUGGUUCCAGGCAGCGGUUCUGACUUUGCUCACUAGCACAGCCAACAGCACUAGCACCAACCCCAACAUCACCAACUCCAGCUCCAACAGAAGCCUGCAGGUGGAUGUGGUUACUCAGAAGUCAAGCAUAAUGACUUUCUCUAAAACUUCAGACUUCACCCCAUUCCUGCUGAAGACGGUGGGCUCCCUCCAAAACAUCACAUCUGUUACGACUACUAUGGCCACCACUACCAAGCCCAGCUCCGGUGCCGCUGCCUUUUUACCUUCCCGAGGUUUAGGCGUAAGCGCAUACGCUCUGGUGCUCCUCGUCCUCGGGGGAGGAGUUUCCUCCUCUGUCGACGACACAGCCUCUCUAAUAGUCACCCGAGGCUACUUGCUUGCCCCAGAGCGACUUGCCCUGGGCGGAGCCUUAGGUGCUGGCGUUUCGUCACCCUCAGAGCCUGUGACAUCAGUCUGGGAGGAGGGAUCCCCCUGA